UUCAUGUUCAUGUGUAUGUGCUACUUCUCAUGCAUAAAAUGCUUCAUCAUCCAACACUGAAGAUUUGAAUUAUUUCAUCGUAUAUUUGAUCACACUUUGUGCAUGUAGUAGACAAUAGUAAUAUUUUUUAUUUUAACAAAAUGAUUUUUAUCGCAAGGUUGAAGAGAAAACUCAUUACUGUAACAACAUUUUUUUUAACUACGGAGAUUUAGGUCUCUUAUCGUUAGAGAAGACUUCAGAUUAAGAAAAGGGGGGAAAGAAGAGAGUGGUUCUUUUGCUCGUUAAAUUGGGCGAUUCGAAUUUGAGAAGGGCACAGUGAAAACUGAAAAGGGUUUUGUUGUUUAUAAUAAUAAUAUUGCGGUUGUUUGUUCCAAUUCCUAUCGCGAAGCAGAAGAAUAAAGAAAAAUGAUGGUGAAAGCAAUCCAACUUCAGACAUGUGGAUUGGUUAGUCAACGAUGGAGUUUCAAACCCCGCAUAGUCUCAUCCUUCUCCUCAUUUCCCCCAAUUCCAUAUCCUAACCCUUAUUUCAAACUUCUUCCCACCAACACCGUCCCUCGCAGGGUUCGAUUCGCGCCAUUUCACGCUUCCUCGUCGCCGCUUCCUUCUGCCGGAAAUGUUCGAAACAUCAAGUUCUGUCAGUGGUGUGGUGGUUCCACGAAGCAUGAUAUUCCCGAGGGGGAAGAAAAGUUGAGAGGCAUAUGCACGGUUUGUGGGAGGAUUGCGUAUCAGAAUCCGAAGAUGGUAGUUGGCUGCCUCAUUGAACAUGAUAACAAGGUCCUCCUUUGCAAGAGGAGUAUACAACCAUCUCAUGGCCUUUGGACCCUUCCUGCUGGUUAUUUGGAAAUUGGAGAGUCGGCUGUGGAAGGUGCCAUCAGGGAAACAAGGGAAGAAGCAAAUGCAGAUGUAGAAGUAAUUUCUCCAUUUGCUCAAUUGGAUAUUCCGUUAAUUGGCCAAACUUAUAUGAUAUUCUUAGCAAAGCUGAAGAAGCCCCAUUUUUCUCCUGGUCCAGAAUCAUCAGCUUGUCAACUGUUUCCACUUGAUGAUAUACCUUUUAAUUCUCUAUCCUUUUCAUCAAUGGUGGUUACCUUAAGUUUGUAUGUUGAGGAUAUUAAGGCUGGAAAGCUCAAAUUCCAUUACGGAACUAUUAACAAAAGGCCGGGUACAAGUCCUUCUGAUAUUUAUGCCUAUACACUGGAUCAACAUAUGCAUUCAUGAGUCAUGAUAAUCAGGAACAAUAUAUUUUUCAAAUGGGCUUUUGGCGAGCUAUGGGAGUCGGAUAUCAGUCAUUUGAUAUGUGAAUAUGAUAAUAUGGAUUUUGUAUCCGAUUGGAAGGGGGCCACUGUUGCUCUCCAUAGUUACGAGAAGUUUAUGAUAUCAUGCAACGAAACUGGACGUGUCAUGUUGCAUACAUCCCGCGUGAAGCAAACGAAGUAGCAGACAUUGGGGCUCGAAACACCUCCACCGGGAGCAGUUCUAUGUAGUUUUUUUUAAAACAGCAAGGGAAAGGUACUAAAAUAUCCAGGCACAAAAUUAAAUGGAAACCUGGUGCCUUUGAGUCGUGUUUUCAACUAAAUGGAAUAGCCGAAAGCCUCUGUUGUGUAAGGGAAGUGAAGGAAAGAAAAAGACUAGAAAUUGGAAAGUAAGAAUUUUUUUUAGAUCUCUUAAUAAGAGGGAAAAUGAAAGAUUUUUUUUUUUUAUCUUUUUGUUUAGUUGUAUAGAAAGGGAAAAAAUAUGAACUAUAUAUGUAUGCGAAGUUUUCAUAAUUAAAGAAUGAAAUGUGACAAAUAAUUUUUCCAUAAAAAUUACAUGCAGAAGAAUAGUUU
Cajanus cajan (pigeon pea) is the source of this 1823-nucleotide messenger RNA. It is a transcript of the gene NUDX23, whose product is annotated as nudix hydrolase homolog 23. Gene Ontology annotation, molecular function: hydrolase activity. NCBI's taxonomy places the organism in Eukaryota, Viridiplantae, Streptophyta, Magnoliopsida, Fabales, Fabaceae. The record is from RefSeq and is a predicted model, not a curated record.